CAAAUUUGUCCUUAUCUUUCAAGGCGUAAUCCCCCGUUUUGACGUGUCGCUUUCGCAUCGGUGUUGCUGAGGCUGUCGGGAACGGAGCCGCUGGUUCGGCUAUCGGCUGGCUACUAACCUAGGCAUCUAUGAUAUUUCCCGUCGACCGCAUCACUUUCCAUCACAACAUCAUCUUUAUCCUGAUUUCCCUAGACACAAAUGGUUUCAGGCGCCAAUGACAAAAGCACACCCGCAAUAGUCUCUUUGGCAGCUGGCGGCAUUGCUGGCGGUGUGGAAGGCUUUCUUUCGUAUCCUCUCGAGUUUGCGAAAACGCGUGUACAGUUGAGAGCUGAGAAAGGCGUACCGACACCACGAAACCCUUUCCUCGUCGUGACCCAAGUUUAUCAAAAUGAGGGAAUCAAAGCGCUUUACAAAGGCUGCGGAGCGCUGGUCUUCGGUUCAGUAGGCAAAGAUGCUGUUCGCUUUCUCUUCUUCGAUCAGAUCAAGUUAUCCUUCGCAGAUCCAGAGACUGGCACACUUUCGCCACUUCGCAAUCUGUUGGCUGGCAUGACUGCUGGGGUAGUCGCAUCGAUCACUGCGGUCACACCUACAGAACGCAUCAAAACGGCACUUAUUGAUGACGCCAGAAAUGAAAAGCGUUUUCGCUCCGGUUUUCAUGCGACAGCAACAAUCUGGAAAGAGCACGGUAUACUCGGUCUAUACCGUGGCUUUGCAGGGACUACCCUCAAACAGGCAUCAGCAACAGCAUUCCGGAUGGGAACGUACAAUAUUCUCAAAGACUUUGAAAAGACCAAGAACAUCGAACAGAACACCGCAGUCAAUUUCGCAAACGGAUCAGUAGCAGGCGUUGUGACAACGCUCUCCACACAGCCUUUCGAUGUCAUUAAGACACGAUCGCAGAGCGCAAGAGGUACAAGCACUGCUGAGGCUGUGAAGAGUGUGUUGUUGGAUUAUGGUAUCAAAGGAUUCUGGAAAGGCACAACGAUGAGACUAGGGCGCACGGUGUUUAGUGGUGGUAUACUAUUUACGAGCUACGAGGCUGCUGUCAAGCUCAUUUUACCAUUGUAUCCCGGCACGAAGCAAGCCGAAGUAUCAUAGAUGCAAAGAACGACCUAAGACACUGGCCUCUUCAUUAAAGACCAUUCUGCCAACCUCCGUACCUAACACUUAUUGCUUUCCGUCAUACUCAUCAACAACGCUUACAGGCUUUACAAACUUGCCCAGGGGCUUGUACUCUAGAUGGUCCAACCCAAAAGCCUUCGGCCCACCAAUUUCGAUACCCUUUGGACUAGUCCAGCGAUCACUCGCAGUGAUACCGA
Molecule: messenger RNA, 1319 nt
Organism: Alternaria alternata
Lineage: Eukaryota; Fungi; Ascomycota; Dothideomycetes; Pleosporales; Pleosporaceae
Product: mitochondrial carrier
Exons: 3
Coding region: 199-1098 (299 amino acids)
Biological process (GO): mitochondrial citrate transmembrane transport
Source: RefSeq, a predicted model, not a curated record